Molecule: messenger RNA, 366 nt
Organism: Gossypium arboreum
Lineage: Eukaryota; Viridiplantae; Streptophyta; Magnoliopsida; Malvales; Malvaceae
Exons: 1
Coding region: 1-366 (121 amino acids)
Source: RefSeq, a predicted model, not a curated record
AUGAUAAUUGUCUUGAGAUGUGAGAAACUUAAAGCAAUUCUUGAUACUAAGUGCCCUCUGGCCACACAAGCUGAGGCUAGAAAAUUUUGGGAAGAGUUUGAUAAGAUAGCUUAUUGCUAUAUGCUGGCAAGCAUGACCAACACUCUAUAUAAGCAACUAGAGAGUUGUAAGACUGCUAAAGUAAUUCUAGAUAAGCUAGAAGACAUGUUUGGAGGCCAAGCUACCUUGGCUCGACAGUAUGAUAUAAUUAACUUAAUGAAUGUCCAGAAAAAGCCCGACACUCUUGACAAAUACCAUAUGAUCACUCUUGUAGGAUACUUUGUCGAGGCCGCAGAAUAUGAGGCCAAUUUGGACCAAAACACCUAA